CAUUGUCAGUCAAAUGUAGUGACGUCAUAUAAUAUUACAUCGUCCAGCUCUGCUUCCCACAUGUUCGAUGAAAUGCCCCAAAAGACUUUUAAAUUUACUAAACUCCAGAAUUGGCUUCUUCUUUCACAUAUCCAAUUUUUGUUAUAAUUGAGCUUUCGGUCAUAACAAAAACAAGAACAAGAUUCAAUCAAAUUCUCUCGAUGGAAAGUGAUCGAGCGCGGAAGGAGGAGAUCGAGAAGUUCGACAGAACAAAAGUCGGAGUCAAAGGUCUCGUGGAUUCGGGGAUAACAAAACUGCCCCGUCUUUUCCAGACAUCCGAGAGUGUCUCCGAAGACAAUGAUAGCUCAAAUGUUCAAAUCCCUGUAAUAGAUUUUCAGGGAGUUGACCUUGGUGGAUCGCGGCGAUUGGAGAUCGUUGAUGAGAUCCGUCGGGCAUCGGAGAAUUGGGGAUUUUUUCAAAUAGUCAACCAUGGCAUCCCCGGUGCUGUAAUGGAUGCCAUCCUCGAAAGUACGAGGAGGUUCCACGAGCAGCCUAAGGAAGCCAAGAUGGACCUCUAUUCAUCGGAUGUCAAGCGUGUCAUUAGAUUCUACUCGAUGAACAGGAAUCACGAGAGAUUGUAUGUCCUCGGCUGGAGGGAUUGUUUCGCUUGCGUAUUUUCGGAUGGCGUUGUCAACCCUGAGGUUAUACCUCAUGUUUGUAGGGACGGAAUCGUAGAGUACGUGAAACAUAUGAAAGAUAUAGGUGAGACGCUUUCGGGGCUCCUCUCAGAGGCAUUAGGAUUACGACAAGAUACGUUGUCACAGAUGCAAUACAUGAAUAGCCUAUACAUUUCUUGUCUCUACUACCCGGCUUGUCCAGAGCCCGACAAGACCUUUGGUGCAACAAAGCACACCGACCCCACGACUCUCACCAUUUUAGUCCAAGAUGCCACCGGUGGGCUCCAAAUACACCAUGAAGGGCGGUGGACGGACGUGCCGCCAAUCCCGGGAGCCCUGAUUGUGAAUGUCGGAGAUUUUCUGCAGCUGAUCACAAAUGACAAGUUUAAGAGCGUGGAACAUCGGGUGUUGGCUAGGGCGGAAGGCACCCGCCUUUCCGCUGGCUGCUUCUUCUACCCAAGCAGCGAGCAGAUUGCGGGCCGGGAACACGGGCCCAUCGGCGAGCUUGUGUUGGAUGACAGCCCGCCGGUGUACCGAGCGGUGGAUUACAUUGAGUUUACGACAAAUUAUCAUAAAUUUGCUCGAACCGAACAUUCGCCCCUUUCCAAUCUCAGGCUUUGAGUUGUCUUGGAUGAUAGAGCAUUCAUGGUUUCUUUGAAUAAACAUCGAGAUGAGGCCCUUCUAAUUAUUUGAGUUGAGUUUUGAUUUUUCUUUAUGUAGUAUUUGUAUAAUUUUUAAAAUUUAAGUAAUUGAUAACUCUUAUAAAGUUAAUAA
Andrographis paniculata is the source of this 1430-nucleotide messenger RNA. Its product is annotated as 1-aminocyclopropane-1-carboxylate oxidase homolog 11-like. The coding region runs from base 201 to 1277 and encodes 358 amino acids. NCBI's taxonomy places the organism in Eukaryota, Viridiplantae, Streptophyta, Magnoliopsida, Lamiales, Acanthaceae. The transcript has 2 exons. The record is from RefSeq and is a predicted model, not a curated record.